AUGGCACCUAUCACGACAGCAUCGGACGAGAGCAACCACAUGGCGCUUCUCGAUAAGCUCGAUAUGCAAAAGAUCCACAAACCAUUCCGCAACCCAAAGUGGAAGCCUGCCCAGCGCCGCAACAAGACGGUGAAGCAGAUUGUGUCGGAAGCGCAGCGCAAGGAACAGCAGCUGCUGCAACAAUCAGUACAGGCCACUCGUAACAACAGUGCUGCCGGAACUCCUCAGCCAGAGGUCACUACCGAGCCCGACCCGCAACCUGUACAGCCGAUCGUCACACCCAGCUACACAUACACGUCCAUCCAAGCUGCGCCAUCGUUCAAGCCAAAGCAAAAGUACUGCGAUCUCACCGGCCUUCCCGCUCCCUACAGCGACCCCAAGACCGGCCUGCGCUACCACAACACUGAAGUCUACUCGGUCAUCAAGACUUUGAGUACCACUCAAGUGCAAGAGUAUCUGGCUGCUAGAGGUGCACACACUAUCCUCAAGUGA
Aureobasidium subglaciale EXF-2481 is the source of this 492-nucleotide messenger RNA. RefSeq lists its product as uncharacterized. The coding region runs from base 1 to 492 and encodes 163 amino acids. The record is from RefSeq and is a predicted model, not a curated record. The transcript has a single exon. Lineage: Eukaryota; Fungi; Ascomycota; Dothideomycetes; Dothideales; Saccotheciaceae. Gene Ontology annotation, biological process: chromatin remodeling. Gene Ontology annotation, cellular component: Ino80 complex.